This is a messenger RNA of Ostrea edulis (European flat oyster), 1360 nucleotides long. Its product is annotated as sulfotransferase 1E1-like. The transcript is spliced from 6 exons. The coding region runs from base 278 to 1276 and encodes 332 amino acids. Gene Ontology annotation, cellular component: cytoplasm. Gene Ontology annotation, molecular function: sulfotransferase activity. Gene Ontology annotation, biological process: sulfation. The record is from RefSeq and is a predicted model, not a curated record. Lineage: Eukaryota; Metazoa; Mollusca; Bivalvia; Ostreida; Ostreidae.
AUCAGUGACUGUCGCGGAAUCAGUUUGGGACAUCGUAAACGAAGUCGAGUUAUAUUUUUAUUGCAAUAUACCUUCUCACAGUUUAAUGGCCAUGUAAGGGUUAUUGUAAUCUGCGAUGGUAAUCUCAUUUGAUAACAGUUUUAUUCAUAUUAUUUUGAAAAGUAAUAUGGAACAAGAUAAAACAGUUAUUUACCGUGUCAAGAAGUAGAACGAUGGACUUUAAACAUUUGAUUGAGAAAAUCAUCGUCACUAUCGCCUAUUACACGACGAUAACACCAUGGAGGAAAAUGGAGAUGGGAAAUCAACACCACCACCUAUCAUUGAGUUCGAUGGAAUGAUGUUACCACCCUUUACUCCGUUACGUGAAGAUGUCAAGAAAAGGUUUGAAGAAAUACGGAAUCUUGCAUGCAGAAAAGAUGAUAUCAUACUGGUUACCUAUCCAAAGUCAGGGCUUGAUAUGGCUACAUUCAGCUGGAAUAGAAAUCUAGUCGAAAAUGCAGAGACGUUAGUUUUCAUUGCAGGACCAAUUAUACUAAUAAAUGGUACACACUGGGUUUGGGAAAUUAUCUGCAUGCUACUGAAAAACAAAGCCGAAUAUUCGAAGGAAGUCAAAGAAUUUUUGUUUUUGGAAGCCAUACCAGACUUAAGCAUACUGGACAACAUUCCCUCUCCAAGGCCACUUAAUACACAUCUUCCCUAUAGGUGGCUCCCAACGCAGCACAUAGAAAGUGGUGGAAAAAUUGUCCAUGUUGUGAGAAACCCCAAAGAUGUCGCUGUUUCGUUUUACCACCAUGUAUUCAAUACUAAAGAGUUUGGUGACAUUUCAGACUUCAAAUCAUUUUAUGAAAAUAUUUACAUGGGAUCAGUUCAACCAAUGGGAGGAUGGUUUGCGUAUGAAACGGAAUUUGAACAAGCGAAAAUAAACGAAACAAGCAAUGCUAUAUUUACAGUGCAGUAUGAGAGUUUGAAAAAGAAUCCAAUACAAGAAAUCAAACGACUUUCCAAAUAUUUGGACGUUGAUGUGAACGAUGAAAUUAUAGCUGAAAUAGCUGAUAAAUGUAGCUUUAGGAGACUGAAAGAAGCCAAUGGUACGGUCAAAGAUCACUCACGAAUAACACGGCGAAGUCCAAAGUACAAAGAAAUCAUGCUCAAAAUGUAUCGAAAAGGAGAGAUCGGUGAUUGGAAGAACCAUUUUACAGUGGCUAUCAAUGAACAAUUUGAUGCAAAGUUCAAGGAAGUAAUGAAAGACUCUAAAAUUGAAGUGCAAUACGAAUGAAUAAAUGUCUGAAAGGAUGCUCUUGUAUUGUAGUUUUGAAAUUAAAUUUUCUGGUUGCAAUGCUGCUAUCAAGGACACACAGUG